CCGAUGGAAGUGGAGGAGGAGAGAGAAGAACUGAGUGAAGUGGAGGAGGAGAGAGAAGAACUGAGUGAAGUGAAGGAGGAACAUCAUGUCAAACCUGGAGGAAAACCCUUUAGCCCAAAGACUAAAAAUAAUUUUUUAAAGAAAAGAAGAGCAAAGAAAUCUUUCACCUGCACUCAGUGUGGAAAGAGUUUCUCAACAAAACAAGAUCUUGAGCGUCAUAUGAGAGUUCACACUGGAGAGAAGCCGUUCUCAUGUGAUCAGUGUGGAAAGAAUUUCUCAAGCAAACAAAGUCUUGAGCGUCAUAUGAGAGUUCACACUGGAGAGAAGCCCUUCACAUGCCAUCAAUGUGGGAAGAGUCUCACAUCCAAACGAAGUCUUGAAUGUCACAUGAGAAUUCACACUGGAGAGAAGCCGUUCACAUGCAAUCAAUGUGGGAAGAGUUUCAGCCGAUCAACACACCUUAAAAGUCACAUGAGGAUCCACACCGGAGAGAAGCCGUUCACAUGUGAUCAAUGUGGGAAUAGUUUCAGCCAAUCAACACACCUUGAAAGUCACAUGAGGAUCCACACCAGAGAGAAGCCGUUCACAUGUGAUCAAUGUGGGAAUAGUUUCAGCCGAUCAACACACCUUGGAAGUCACAUGAUGAUCCACACUGGAGAGAAGCCGUUCACAUGUGAUCAGUGCGGGAAAACAUUUCUUAGUACAUCACACCUGAAGUCACACCUGAGAGUUCAUACGAAGGAGAAGCCGCAUUCAUGUUCUGUGUGUGGAAAGAGUUUUUCAUGUCUGCAAUAUUUAUAUACACAUCAGAAAACUCAUACUGGUGUGAGAGAGUACAUGUGCUUUGAGUGUGAGAAGACUUUUAUUACAGGGAAAGAUUUAAAACUGCACCAGAGAAUUCACACUGGAGAAAAACCUUACAAGUGUUCACACUGUGACAAGAGAUUCAGUCGAUCAGGACAUCUGAAAAUACAUGAGAUGAUCCACACUGGAGAGAAGCCACACACGUGUGAUCAGUGUGGAAAGAGUUUCACUGUUAAAAGUAACUUGAAGCGACACAUGAAGAUCCAUGCAGUGGAGAAACCACAUCACCAGAGUCUGAGAUCACAGCAGAACUACCAGAAAGCAUCUGGAAGGAGAGGACAGAGAGAACGCCAGAGAUGA
Messenger RNA from Rhinichthys klamathensis goyatoka, 1164 nucleotides. Its product is annotated as gastrula zinc finger protein XlCGF8.2DB-like. NCBI's taxonomy places the organism in Eukaryota, Metazoa, Chordata, Actinopteri, Cypriniformes, Leuciscidae. The coding region runs from base 4 to 1164 and encodes 386 amino acids. The record is from RefSeq and is a predicted model, not a curated record. The transcript has 2 exons.